AUGUAUGCCAUGUAUAUGAUGAUGCAAUAUUUAACCACUGUAUGGAAGCUGGGUUUCACACCUGCGGCAGCCAUUCUCAAUGUGUUUUGGGGAUUGGUUGGAACAUUGCCUUUAUUGCUGCAGUUCCUAGUUGACACUGUGAUGGGUAACUACAGGAUGCUCUUUAUCUCCAGCAUUUCUUACAGUGCAGGAUUCUGUUUUCUUACGAUGUCAACUCCACAAGUCCUAGGAAAGGCUACCGGGACUUGCAGUGAUGACGAGCCAGAAUGCAUUGGCUAUGCACAACAAGUACUCUUUUAUACCUCAUUGGCUUUUAUAGUGGUCGGGGUGUGUGGGCAUCUUAUCUGUUGGACUCCGUUCAUGGCUGAACAAGUGAAUAAAGAAGAAGUUAUUAAAGAGGAGAGACAUUCUUGCAAUUCUGUCAGCUAUUUAACAGUUAACAUCAUCACCACCGUUGCAGUCAUAGGACUCCCUAUUAUCCACCCGUGGAAGUUUCGGUUUGGGAUACCAGUCGUAUUUAGUCUGGUUGCGAAUCUCCUGUUUCUCACGGGUUCAUGUUCCUACAAAUAUGUUCGACCACAGGGAAGUCCAUUGACAACGUUUGUUAGAGUUCUUGUUGCCUCAACGUCCAAGUUCGGCUAUUCAGCUCCCAAAGAUGCCAAUGAAUUGUAUGAAAAUCGGAAUACUGAAAUCAAAUUAGUUCCCCAUACAAGAAGCCUAAGGUGCUUGGACAAGGCUGCAAUUAUAGUAUCGUCAACAACCAUAGAGGAACAACAAAAUGAUAGAUGGAAACUUUGCACAGUUACAGAAGUCGAGGAGACAAAAACUAUAAUUCGCACGAUUCCAGUGUGGUUGACUUUCAUCUUUUGCGGGAUUGUAUCUUCCAUUGGAUUCACUUACUUUAUUAGGCAAUUAAAUCAUCUGAGCCCCAAGGUCGGACGCUUAAGCGUCCCAUCCACACUUCUUUUAUGGUUCUAUAACCAAGCAAAAUCCAAAAGUAAUGAAUUGUACGUGAAAUUCACUAAUUCCUUAGAUGAAUCAGGAUCAAGAAAGUUCGCUCCAGCAAUUGGGGUCGGGUUGUCUAUGAUAUUUGCGAUACUAUGUUGCAUUAGUGCUGCAAUAGUGGAGAACAAAAGGCUCGAUGUUGUUCAAAAGCAUGGUUUAAUAGAUAAACCCAAUGCAACGAUCCCCAUGACUAUGUUUUGGCUACUCCCUCAGUUCCUUCUACUUGCUGCACUUGAUGGAAUUUUCUACAGUAGUGCAGUGUGUUUCUUCAAAGAUCAAUUUCCAACUUCCACAAAAAAGUACUUGCCCUCCUUCAUUAGUAGUGUAUUUGGUGUUGGGAUUUUGAGUAGUGUAUUUUCUGUGUACAUUGUGGGUAAAAUCAGCGAAAAGGGAGGAAAAAAUCCAAAUUGGUUCCAGCACGACCUAAACAAAAGUCGACUUGAUAAGUAUUACUGGACACUAGCGUGGUUGAGUGCCAUAAAUCUAGUAAUUUUUAUUGUGGUAGCAAUUUUCUAUCGCUACAACGAAUCAGAAUUGCAAAAACUUGAAACUCCUGAGUUUGCUGAAGCAGAGGAUCCCUCUGAAGAUGAUUCUAAUCGUUGUUGUUGCUAA
Molecule: messenger RNA, 1617 nt
Organism: Fraxinus pennsylvanica
Lineage: Eukaryota; Viridiplantae; Streptophyta; Magnoliopsida; Lamiales; Oleaceae
Source: the annotation of a GenBank genome assembly